CCAAUGACUUUUGUGAUGUGAAGUGAAAACUCAAUGCACAAAUGAAAGCUAUGUGCAAUAUAAACUUUUCGAAAAUCAAUCUCAAAUCUAUAAGUGUUGCUUCGUAAUCAUGUGAAAAUAAUAGAAUUAAUUAAAUCCGGCGUGAUGUUUACCAAAAAAUCUCAUCAGGAUGUCAAAAAAUCGACUGUUAAAAUACAGGAUUCCAAAAAGGAUUCCACCACUAGACUUAAACAUUUAAAAAUCGUUUUAGAACAUUAUGAUGUGGAUGAAGCCAAAAAUUAUUUCGAAAAUAAUUUUAGCCAUGUGUAUUUCAUUUUAUAUGACAACUUUAUAUUAGCAGAGAAUAAUUUAAGACAAAGAGAACUUCCGUUUCACCUAGUUCACAAAGCGGGCAGAGAAGAAUUAGAAGGUGCUUUGUCCCUUCUAGAAAAGGUAUUAUGUCUUCUACCGGAACUGAUUGGUAAAAGAUGGCAGUUACACUCCCUGACACGAAUAUUUUCAAAACUGCUCCACAGUGGAAAUUCACAGAAACUAAGAGCGGAAGCCAUACGCUAUUUCUUGCUAUGGUAUCAAGCUCUAGGCGACAAUGCCACGGCAGAAGCUCACAGGAUGUUCGCGACCCUCGUGCCAGGUUUACCAGACACCUGUAUACAAUCCAUAGGCUCGCCGUUUAAACCCAAACCUUUCGACGUCGUCACCAACAUAUCCAGCGACACGGGUGACUUUAAAAUGGAGGACAUAAUGCAUCAUCCAAAUUUCAACACAACAGCCGACAGCGUCAAGAAGGUCGUGGUGGAACAAACGCCAACUGGUAUUAUGGGGAAGUUGGCGAAUGUAUCGGCCUCCAUCUUCCAUGAUACCAACGCUCUAAAUCCUGUCCAAAGCGUCGACAUCCAACCAUUAUUAACAGCGAACGCCAACGAAAAAAUCGUGGACAAUGAAACUAAGUACUUUUUCGAAAUACUACUAGAUGGGAUGGCAACAUCCGUCACCAAAAUACACUGGAAGGACCGAUCCCACGCGAAGGCUAUGAGGUCGUUUGCUUUCCUAUUGGAGAAAUUUAAAAUAUACUACCUGCCUAUUAUUUGUCCUCAGUUCAACCACAAGAAUUCACUGUACAAACCGAAUCUAGAGCUCCCUGUCCAACACACUAUACUAGAAGAUGAUUUCGUACAUUGUCGUGUGAUACUCAUAAAAUGGGUGGCCAGUUACGCUCACUAUAUGAAGAAGCCUGGCAGUGAAGGUGGCCAACCCUCUUCUAUGACCAGUACCAGUUCCCAUCAGCCUCACUCAGGGACCCCAACCCCCGCCGCGUCACUACAUCACGAGGAAGAGACCUCUUUCACUGUGGGACACCCCUCUGACUCUAGCAGAGCGUCCUCUCACGAUUCCACUUCUAUAACACCGCAUCCGAGUCUGGAAUCAGGUGGCGCUGAAGAGCUGGUCUCCGAGGCGGCAGUUCGUGAUGUACUGUGUUGUUGGUCCCGUGAACAUGUGGACUUCACCGUGGAGGUGCUCCGUCAAGGCUUCCUUCUGCCGUUCAGCCACGCACCAGCUAUAAGGAGAGUCAUCGCUCUUUAUAAGGACUGGAUUCAAAUGAAUGUGGCAGAAAUUCCUCCGUUCCUAAUGGAAAGUACACUAGAGCCGUCAGGAGAGCCCCUCGCUCCUCCGAGGCGUCUUCGGAAUGAUUCUUAUCUGGGAGCCGUCGGGAGAGACAACGUUAUGGUCCGAGCUGGCAUGCAGAACGUUCUGCAGGUGUUCAUGACGCAAGCAGCGAACGUGUUCGUGGGCGGGUCCGGCGGCCCGGGGGCGGAGCCUCACCUGCUGGACGAACAGACGGACACCUGCAAGCGGGUCCUCAACAUAUACAGAUACAUGGUCAUGCAUAUAGCCAUGGACGCCAGCUCAUGGGAACAGUUACUGCUGGUGUUGCUACAAAUAACGUCCUUGGUGUUGACGAAGGUUCCACCAAAGAGUAAAGGUUACACGCUAGGUGGAUCUUUGGCCCCGGCGUUGUUCCAGACUUUGAUAGUGACCUGGAUUAAAGCCAACCUGAACGUAGCUGUGAGGUCUGAACUGUGGCAGGACUUCAUGGAGCUCCUCACGAGACUGACUCACUGGGAGGACCUCAUUAAGGAGUGGGCGAAAACUAUGGAGACCCUGACGCGCGUGCUGGCGCGACACGUGUACUCGCUAGAGCUGUCAGAAGCGACGGCCGAGGGUCGAGGUCGCGGCCGGCGCCCCGUGCCCGCGCCGGCGCCCUGCAGGCCGCAGCCCCUGCGACCGCCCGCACGGAACGCAGGCAAGUCCCGGAUGUCUGGCGAGUCGUCCCGAAAAGAAGUCGCCCGACGACUGGCGCGAGCAAGAAGCGAUCCGCAUCUCAACAGACAUACAGACGACACCAAAGAUUCAUCAAGCGUCAAGCCGAGGCGCUGGUAUUCGCUGGACUCGCUGAGGCAAUCUUCACAACAAGAGGAGAGAGAUUCCGCCAGCGGUUCAAGGUCGCCCUCACCGGCGCCCUCCAGCGGCGUAGAGAGCAGCUCCAUCAAAGAUUCACCUCUACAGAUAGAUCUGGCAUCAGACGGGGGAAAUGUUGAAUGGUCGGAGACCGACUCGAACGCGGGCGGGUUGAUGGGCGUGGGCGCUUCGUGUGGGAUGAGCGCGGUCUGUUCGUCCGGCGUGGGCGCUCCGUCGGGCGUGGGCGUGGUGCUGGGCGGCACGGCUCGCGGCUGGUUGCCGGACGUCGCCUGCGUGCUGUGGCGACGCAUGUUGGCGGCGCUGGGAGACCCCAACGCUCUCAGAGACCCUCAAGCCCAUCACAACCUGUUCAAGUACCUUGUACAUUUGAAUGCGACCUUGAUCAAGAUAAGUCAGAAUCAAACUCUCAAUGGCAACACGGAGAUCCACGUGCCCUUCAACCUGGUGGCGGGCUGGUGUCUCGAGGCGGAGGCGCUUCCCCCAUCACACAGGGCUGGUAAAUUGGUGGCACUGCGUUUGCUCUGCGAGUCGACGGCUGCGCAGGCGCAGGGCCCGGGAGCUCCCACCAGCUGCUCCGGCAGACCACACCUCGCUCACCUACAACUGUACCAGCGAGCACUACAUCACGGUCUAACAGGCGAAGACCGGUCUGUAGUGGAUGUCCUCGUGGAGCACGCGGCUCCCCGCUACCUCUCGCUAGCCCUGGAUGGAUACUCGCUGCUGCUCCUGGAUUUCGUUCACGCAUCAACAGUCGUGCUGAACUCCUCUGACAUGGGACCCUCGUGUCCUCGCACCGCUGCCGUCACGUUCCUGGGGUCUCUGCUAGCGUUACCCGACGAGCUGAUGAACGCUCCCAUGCUGCAGCCCUACCCCCAUCAGUAUAACACAGUCUCAUGUCCUGACUUGAAGGAACACGUGCUGAACAUAGUGGUUCGCGUGUGUCGCCGCGAGGGGUCGGCGGCGGCGCGGUGUGCCGGCGCAUGCGCCCUGGCGGCCCACGUGGCGCACCUCCUGGCUGAGAGGGCGGAGGCUCCGCGGCUACCCUCAUACGUGACCUGCUUGCUACAGAUGCUCAUGAUGAAGAAUAAGACUAUAGCUAAGGUUGUCAGCGAUGCUGUGCUGGUGCUGGCUGAUUACACCGACCGGAUAGUUGAGUUAUAUCCGGGGCUAGUAGAGAAGAUAAUAAAGUGGAUAUGCGCGUGUCUGGCGCAAAUCUCCAGUGUCAGUGGGCGGGAGUCGGUGAAGCCGUUGGCGGGGUCCCUGCUGCUGUGUCUGGCGGAGUACGCGGUGCGCUGCGGACCAGCCCGCCUGCUGGCGCACCGCGAGGACGGAGGCUCGCUGCUGCUGCUUGUGUUCAAGGUGUUGUACGCUGUCAUGAAGGGUGCCAACGGGACAGACAUCGAGAUCCUCUCGCUGCCGGUCGAUGAAGACUUCGACCCGAACGUUCAGUUUGACAACCUGUCCCCCAAGAACACUCCCGCCUCCACCAUCGAUGUCAAGCUUUGGGCACAAACUAUCUGCAGUCAGCUGGUCCUGUACCUUGGUCAGUGGCCGUUGUGGAGUGGUUGUCAGACGUCGUCCAGUGUGUGCGAACAACACGACAGCCCGUCCCUGGGCCCGGAGCUGGGCGCGGCCGUGCUCCGCGCUCCUCACGUCCAACUCAUGAGAUUUAGUGACUCGACGCUGGCCAGCCUCAUUGAACUCCCCGCCAUGGACUUACCAUGUAGUGGUACUGCACCUGGUUUAGCAACUUCCGACCGUCAAGUGCGCGUGUUGCUGCGAGAUAUAUGCGGCAAGGCGUGUUGGGACGCCUCCGCCCUCCACUACGACCCGACAGUCGCCGGAGCGGAACAACCUCAGCAGAUACCAGUUCCGAAGACCGUCGAGAGUCCGAGGGAUAACACGCUGUCGUCUCUCCCUCCGCCGCUGCCGCCUGAUCUGCUCCCCGACUACAAGAACUCGCCGCCCGACAAGCACCAGUUGGAUCAUGUGUUAGCGUACAUUGGUCACACGUCUCCCGAGGUGACGUGUGGUCGUCGUCUGGACGAGGUGGGUGCUUCACCCCUCCCGCCCGGUGUAGAGGACGAGCUGGUCUGCGCUCUCGUCGCCCAUCGCAAUGCUGAGAGGAAUUACCUCGCCAAUAGAGAUAGUGAUGAAGAAUGUGAGCCAGAGCCCGACGGGGUCCGCGGGGGCGGAGCCUCGGGCUCGUUCGAACAGUGUCGCCUGCUACUGGCUCAGCUCGGGACACUCGGGGCAUCGAGACGCCCCCACGCUCACCUCCUGAGGAGAUCCGACAGACUCCUGAGGGAACUACGAAACCUUGACGCACAAAGAUGCCGUGAGACCCACAAAGUGGCUGUCAUCUACGUGGGCAAGGGCCAGGAAACUAGGAACGAGAUAUUAUCUAACAGAUGCGGCAGCCCGGCCUACGAAGCCUUCCUGGCUGCUUUGGCGUGGGAGGUGGAACUGGAGAGUCACGUGGGUUUCACGGGUGGUCUGAGGGGCGGCGGCGGCGGCGGUGUGAGCGCCCCCUACAUCGCCACACUCACGCUAGAGGCGCUGUUCCACGUCGCCACACGAAUGCCGGCGGACACACCCGACGCUAUCCUCAACAAGACCCGCCACCUCGGUAACGACGAGGUGCACGUCGUGUGGAGCGAGCACUGGCGGACCUACCGCCGCGACACGCUGCCCACGCAGUUCUGUGACGUGCUGAUAGUGUUGUACCCGCUGCCGGCAGGCCUGCUGAGGUGUACCGUCUCCAGGAAACCAGACGUUGCCGUGUUUGGUCCUCUGUGGGAGGAGUGUGUGAUCCGUCUGUCGUGUGCGGCGUCCCUGGUCCGGGGAGCGGCGUGGGCGGGUGGCCGCGCUGUCCGGGCUACGAUGCCGCUCUACCAGCACGCGUGCUCUGAAAGACGCCGCGCCCUGGACGCCCUCGUCCAGGACCACACGCAACCCACCAGCUUCGAGGGGUUCGUGGCGCGACUCAUGGACCCCGUGCCCACGGAGAAACACGCGCUACAGAACGAUCACAACGGCGCCCGGCUGGCUAACGCUCUGAUCGACCACGGGGCGAGUUCUUGGGCGAGUGGGGAGCCGCACUCGGUGUCGCCGCGACCCACCAAGAGACUGGGGCCGUUCAAGAGACCACAAAACCCUACAACCACGCCCAUACCAGGUCUCAACAGACACAACCGGUAGAGAGCUUCCCACACACAUGGAAAAAUAACUUAUCCGUAUAGUUCGAGCUUCAAUCAAAACAUUAUUUUGCGCAAAAAUGUAAAAAAUACAGAGGACUGCUUCGAACUAUACAAUAAUAUAAUAUCUUUUUACACUAGCCCAUUUAGUAACCUACUCUAGAACACCGUUACUUAAGUACUGAUGUAUGGAAGAAUUGCAACAUUUAAUGUUACGAAAACUACAGUUCAGAACUCCCCUCAACACACGAAAGGUGGAUUUUAUUAGACAAAUUAACAAAAUCGUCCGCACGAGAUUAGCUAACGUUAUAUGGACUUAACGAAACCGUGUACUUAAUAAUUUAUUAAUAACUAAGAUAUUUUAUAGUUUUACGCAUUUAAAUAUUUAACAUAUUAUAGUUUUAAUAACUUUCGAUGUAUAUUUUUUUAACAAGCCAAAUAUCGAUCGAUGAUUUCUCGGAUCAUCUUUCACAAUAUGGUAUUAUUGAAAAUCAAUAAGGAAUAAUAAAUUUUUAUUCUCUGACCAUUAAAUACCUAACUGGUACACUCCGCGUGAUAUUUAAAAUAUCAGUGACCUUGUAAACAGAACAGAUGCGAUCGUUUAAUUUCAAAUCUAUUGCCAGUGUAUGUAAUAUAAAUCUUUCCCAAAAAAACUUAAUAUUUAAGAAAUAUUCUGUAUUGUGUGGCUUAAUUAAAAAGGACUAUACAUUUCGUGAACACAAAAAAUAUCAGCGCUUACAAUUAAUAAAUUCUGUAUACAAUCAGAAAUAAGCCUAUAAUUCCACAGCUGUAGCAUAUUAUUUUUAUUUAUACAUAUAUAAUACUAGGAACGCUUUAAGGCAUAUUGUGACAGAUGUUCUCUGGCGAUGUUUUAUUGCCAUUGCACUGAAUCGUGUACAUAUGUAAACUACUUGUAGAGCUUUAACUGUUGUAGACUAAUAAUUUAUUUGUGUUAUAGAUACGGCUCCAAUGUGUUAGGAGCCUUAUAUUGGAUCAACAUAACUUUAUCGUUACAUACUUAACUAAUGUAUUACAACUGAGAUGUAUAUUAUAUGUGGCCACUUUUAUUAUUAUUACGUUUAAUGUCUUGAAAAACUUUUUUUAGAAUGUUGUGUUUACGCAAUUACUUAUAGAUAGAUACUCCUUGCACCAUUUACCUCUUAUAUUAUAUUUUUAUUUAUUGUCUAGUUUUUAUUUUACACAAUAUUAGGUAUUAUAUGUAAUAAUAAAAUAUAAUUUUAGGCAGUAAUUUUGUUUAUUGUUAAGAUAGAAUUAUUUAAAAGAUGAGAUUGAUCUGUUAUGAGAAUUUUUUGUUUACUAUAAAAAAUAAUAAUACAAUAAAUAUAUUAUAUUAUUGGUGCUACGAGGAUAUUGGUAAUAACAUUCCCAAAUUUAAAGAUCUUACAUAAUAAAUUAAAUAGUUUGAAAAUAAAGUUAUGGCAUUAUGAUGUCAGACCUUCACUCGCAGAAAUUGUAAAGUAGGUUUUUUUUUCAAUAGCGCAUAUGAAUAGACAAAUAUAAUAUAAAUAACACUUCUUAUCAAUAAGCCGUAGUGCAGUGCCGGCCCAAUAUUAUAAAAUGCAUGACUUUGUAGCUACAUUAUGCAUUCCACGAAAAAUGUUCUCGCUUGUAUCGUUUAUCAGUACAUAGAAAUUGUUGAAAUUUGUAUGUAUCCCUUCAGUAUUUUAUAUAGAUAUUAAGACUGACAAAGUAUAUUGUAAAAAGUAUUGAAACUUAUUUUAUAAUUGGUGGUAUUCAAAGUCUGAAAAAUUUUUUAUUUUCUCCUGAAUCAAAUGUAUGAGUAAUGCUUUUCCAGAAUGCUAAUGUCCCAAAUUUACCCACAGAUUAGUGUCACCGAAAGUUUAUACAUAAACACAUUGUAAAAAUAAAGUUCUGUUAAAUUUUA
This is a messenger RNA of Danaus plexippus (monarch butterfly), 7581 nucleotides long. RefSeq names its product probable Rho GTPase-activating protein CG5521. Gene Ontology annotation, cellular component: nucleus; cytoplasm. Gene Ontology annotation, biological process: regulation of small GTPase mediated signal transduction; positive regulation of GTPase activity. Bases 145 to 5679 code for a protein of 1844 amino acids. The record is from RefSeq and is a predicted model, not a curated record. The transcript has 34 exons. Lineage: Eukaryota; Metazoa; Arthropoda; Insecta; Lepidoptera; Nymphalidae. Gene Ontology annotation, molecular function: GTPase activator activity.